AUGCUUGUCUGGCAUUUCCAAGGCACGAGGUUUCACUUUCAGUCAUCGGAGCCGGACUGCAUCCCGUCGCUGCCGCCAGGAAUCGUGCACGAAGGACUCCAGUCGCUUAAACCUGAAUUCUUUUCUUUUCCUCUGUCAGAGAAGACAGACGGUCGUCUUCAGCAUGUUCUGCCUACAGUCAUCUGUAUGCCUACAGCUGUCAUUCCUGAUACUGACAGAGUGUUACUGGAAUUAAGACUUAUUCUAUGCAUCUGCUCUCCCACAAUAUGGCGCUAUGGGGUGAGUUCACUGGUGGAGAGGACCAUUGCAAGACUUCGCCUGAAGAAACUGUUCAGUGGCGUCUUUGUCCAGAUCACCCCCCAAAACCUAAAACUGCUGCGGAUAGUGGAACCUUACGUGACCUGGGGAUUUCCAAAUCUGAAGUCUGUCCGGGAACUCAUCCUGAAACGUGGGCAAGCAAGGGUCAACGAUAAGAGCAUCCCUCUGACAGACAACACCGUGAUUGAGGAGCACCUGGGGAGAUUUGGUGUCAUCUGCUUGGAAGACCUCAUUCAUGAAAUUGCCUUCCCGGGGAAGUAUUUCCAGAAUAUUGCGAGGUUCCUGCGCCCUUUCCAGCUGUCAGUGGCCCGUCAUGCUAGCAAGAACAGAGUGGGCUUCCUCAAGGAGAUGGGCUCACCUGGCUAUCGGGGUGAACGCAUCAAUCAGCUCAUCCGCCAGCUGAACUAGACCCAGGAUAUCUGGAAAGAUGUUUUUUUGGAAUUAUUAUCAAGUAUCUUCAGAGAAGAUUUUCUUCCUUAUCCCCGGAAAUUGGAAAGGACAGAUCAAGGGAAAGAUAGUUGUGAUCAUGGCAGGCACCUC
Messenger RNA from Oryctolagus cuniculus (rabbit), 858 nucleotides. The record is from RefSeq and is a predicted model, not a curated record. Lineage: Eukaryota; Metazoa; Chordata; Mammalia; Lagomorpha; Leporidae.